Messenger RNA from Verticillium dahliae VdLs.17, 613 nucleotides. RefSeq lists its product as uncharacterized. The record is from RefSeq and is a predicted model, not a curated record. The coding region runs from base 1 to 183 and encodes 60 amino acids. Lineage: Eukaryota; Fungi; Ascomycota; Sordariomycetes; Glomerellales; Plectosphaerellaceae. The transcript is spliced from 3 exons.
AUGAAGCUGCUCUUCGUCACCUCCCUUUUCCUUGCUGCCGCGACUGCACUUCCAGCCAAUGGCGACAGGAUGACCGAGCGCGAGGCAGAUUGUGCCGAAGACUGUGUGGAGAGGCUCUGCAUGGGCUUCGCCAAUCUUGACUACGUCGCUUGUAUGCUGAGUUGCCAGACUAUGUGUAGCUGAUCUCCAAUCAUCUUGUUGUACCGCUUCAAGACAUCAACACUCUUACUGUUUACGACUCAAGAAGACUAGAUUGAUGUAGUGGUCAAAAGAUAUAUGCUGGAGAUUUGGAACCGGCGUGUUUUGGAACCAUCCUAAUAACUAGUCUCUAGCUUCCCCCGAGAGUGUUCAAAUUGACCUUGUUAGUACUACCUAAUGUGGAUUGAAAUAGUGAGGCGCUCUAUUCAAGAAGACAGUACUAAAGCCGCUGUCUCAUCGCUCGAAUCUCACAGGGUUGAUGACGUGAUGUUGGUUCGUUGAGGGUUGUCUUGUGCCGAGCUUUUAUCCCCAGUUCUACGAGCGACCGUCACGCUGAAGUUGGCCGUUGAUGAAUGUGCCGGAAGAAUUUUAAUCAAAUACAGCCAUCCUGACAACAGGCAAUGCCUUCUGAUAU